AUAACGUAAUCGGUUAUUUUUCUUUUAAGAUUCCCCGUAUCGUACGCUGAUUAGCGAAUCAGUGUUGAGAUUACAAGAAUCCGGAUUCAUGCGAGAACUCAAAGACAAAUGGUGGAAAGUCCAAGGAGACAAUAAAUGCGAGGAAGAAGACGAAAGCGACGAACUCGGCUUUACGAAAAUCGGUGGCGUUUUUGUGGUACUGGUUCUCGGAUGUUUAAUUGCGUUUAUGUUUUCCAUAUUGGAGUUUUUGUGGAACAUCCGGAAAGUGGCCAUCGAAGAAGAGAUAACACCGAAAGAAGCGUUGAUUUUAGAAUGGAAAUUCGCGAUGAAAUGUGACGGAGGAGUCAAGCCACUGAGGCGGCGGCAUCAUAUCGAUACCGGAACGAACAACUCUGACACAAGCUAAACUCUAAAGAGAAGACUUUUGACAACGAUCGACGACGUUUAGUAUACUUGUUGGUAAACUAUUUUUUUUCCGCCCUGUCGGUGAUAACGAAUUACAAAUUUCAGCUGAAAGAUAUUCAAUAGGAACACAAUUAAAUACAUUUGGGUAAGAUCGACCAACAAUUUCAGAAUACGGCGCGGUAAACGAACAUUAAAUUAAAAAUCUCACAAUGAAUAAUUAUUAUAACUUUGACGUAUUAUACGAAUCUGAAAUGUUUUUGUUUCAAUAAUAAAUGCGGUUAAUUGUUUUACUAUUAAUUAUACAAGUUAUGAUUUUUAAUCAACCCA
Acyrthosiphon pisum (pea aphid) is the source of this 732-nucleotide messenger RNA. RefSeq names its product glutamate receptor ionotropic, kainate 5. The transcript has 3 exons. The record is from RefSeq and is a predicted model, not a curated record. The coding region runs from base 89 to 406 and encodes 105 amino acids. Lineage: Eukaryota; Metazoa; Arthropoda; Insecta; Hemiptera; Aphididae.